Adineta steineri is the source of this 2454-nucleotide messenger RNA. The record is from the annotation of a GenBank genome assembly. Lineage: Eukaryota; Metazoa; Rotifera; Eurotatoria; Adinetida; Adinetidae.
AUGCCAUGGAAAUCUAAAUCACAUCAAUCCGACAAUGCCCCUUCAUCCAACGGACUUAACUCGAAACAAGAUAAUGUUUCGAAUUCAUCACCUGUAGUUGAAACACGUAGCGAUACCGCCUCGCAUGAAUCCAUUACAAGUCAAAAUUCAUCUUCAACUACACAUCCAUCUGCUCAACAAUGGUCCUAUCAGCGAGGUGCACAAUCAGCUACUACAGCAGCGAAACAGAUCGAAGAUGAUAUGCGAGAAGUUCGAAAUAUUAUUGCAAACUAUUCAAUUGAACCAUUAGAAAUACUGCAUCUCGUCGAUCGUUGGCUUCAACAACUUGUCGAUGAAUUUUUCGAACAACGUGAUCAUUUUAAAUAUAUAUUGUACGAAAGUUGGCAAAAUCAAGAAUUGCCUAAUAUCAAAUAUGAUAACAAUGAUCCCAUACGUCAAAUCUAUGCUGCAAACAAAGAAUUAGAGAAAGCACGUGAUAAUGUACUCUCACAUAAAUCAUUCAAUGACUUAAAUAGUUAUUUAGCGCAAGCGGAUGAGCAAGCAAUCGAUGAAAUGAAGGAGAAAUUCAACUCAUUAAUUGGACAAUAUGAUCAAGUUCUACAACAUUUAGAGGUUAUUGAUAAACAAAUUAACACGACUACUGGUGGAGAUAAUUAUAUCAGUGAUAUAAGAAGCAAACUAUCGACUUUGAAAAGAUUGAAUAACAAGGAAUCGCAUACCAUCUGUAUUGUCGGUUUAGAAAAAGCGGGUAAAUCAACAUUUAUCAAUGCACUCCUUGGCUUUGAACUCUUGCCCAUAGCCAGUGAACGAUGUACUCAAAUACGUACUGUUUUGAAACCAACGCUAGGAAACAACGAUCAACAACUAUUUGCUACUGCGACUUUUUAUGAUGAUCAAGAAUUUCAAGUUUUCUUUAGUAAAAUGACGAAGAAAACAGAUGAAAAUGAAGCACAGUUAACACAACGUAAAGAAGCGGUAUUGCAAAAACGAGAAAGUUUGAAAGCGAAAUUUCCAGCGGAAUAUUUUCGUGUGCAAAGUUCCAAUAAUGUCGAACGGGAACGUAAUGAUAUUAUCAAACGAUUAAAUGAGUAUAUAACUGGUGAAUUGUAUGUGAAUAUCAUUAAAGAAGUUGCAAUUUAUACAGAUAAAUUACCAGGUAAAAACUAUGAACUACUCGAUGUUCCUGGUUUUGAUUCUCCCAUCAAAGAACAUCGUGAUGCUGGUCUACAAGCAAUCAAAUCUGCUGAUGCUUUUCUUUUUCUGACUAGUGGUCAACAACCAAGUUUGACUGAACCACAAAUUACUCUUCUACAAGAAAUUCAACAAAAUCAUUUUGAAGCCAUGCAACGUGCAUUUGGUAUUAUUACUAAACUUGAUCUUUGCCAAACGGCAACCAUUUGUCAUGAACAUUAUCGAAAAACAUGUGCUGAACUUGUCGAUAAACGCUUCAAACCCGAACGUAUCUUUGCUGCUUGUCCACGUAUUCAAAUUAUUGAUGAAAAUUCUGAAGAAUAUCAGGUUAUUGAUCGUAAAUUGAACAGUUUUGGUGAUGAUUUAGCAGAAGGUUUCAAUCGAAGUAAAGAAGCUCUGGAUAAAUUUAUUAAAUAUGAAUUACCUAAAACUCAUUUGAAACAAUUAAUUGAUAUAGGAAGAACGCGAUUAGUUCGACUGGUUAUGGAACGACUAAAUCGAAUCAAAGAAAAACAACUUCUACCAUCGAAUUUAGCGAAUGUGUCUAUUGAUGAAUAUAUUAAACAACAGAAUACAGAGAAUUGGGAUCAUUUGUACUAUGAAGGGAUCUUUCAGCCCGUUUUUGACGAAGCUAAUACUUGGCAUGCAACAAUCGUUACAAAAAAUCGUGCUGAAUUUAUUGAUGAUAUUCAUCAAAAAUUUCGUGAUUCAUUCCUUGAUUUGACGAAAGAAUUUGUUCAACGUAAAUUUCCAAUUGAAAAACUAGUUCUUGAAAAAUACAAUGCCGCAAAACUUCAAUUAAAUGUCCAUCCGGUUGAUACCGAGAUUCGUGCAAGAUUAAGUAUUGAACUAGAAAAACUUGUCAAUCAAACAUCCGAUAUUUUAGCAGAAUAUUUAUAUCAUAAAUAUGUUUCUGAAAUGGAAAACUUAUUGAAUAAUAUUUGUCUACAAUCGCAAGAUUUAUACUGUACGAAGUUAACAUUAGAAAAAUGUAUCAUUGAAACACAUGCAUUAGUUUUGAGAAUUUGUCGACCGGUGAUUAUGGCAACACUACGAUAUUCUUAUAUUGAUUUAACAGUGAAACAAGAUGCUAUUCAUGAAUUGCUUUGUAUUGCACCGAUAGUGGCAUUUAAUAUAGCCAAUCGUCCUAAACCAGACACUGAUGGUGAUUUACUUGGAUCACAAAUACAGGCAUGUGCAGAAUUUUUAGCAGAUAAAACUACAACAUCAUCAUGGGCAAUUCGAACACUUUUUAGAAAAUAA